CUCCAUAUAGUCCCGAUCUAAGUCCUAACGAUUUAUUUACUUUCCCGAAAAUUAAAAACAGACUGCGUGGUCAAAGAUUCCAGUCACCUGAAGAAGCAGUUGACGCAUUCAAAAAUGCCGUUUUGGAUCUGCCAGCAAACGAGUGGAAUAAGUGCUUCGAAAAUUGGUUCGAGCGCAUGCAGAUGUGUAAUAAUCUUAGUGGAGAAUACUUUGAAAAACAAUAAGUUAUUUAAAACUACCUACCGUGUUGUUUUAUUUCCAUAUGCACAACUUAAAAGACAUCCCUCGUAGUUUUAGUAAGACAAAAUUUGAACAGUGGGUAUGAAAUUAUUAAUAUAAUUCAAACAAAAAGAGUAACAAAUGGAUACAGAUCAUUUUUGUGUACAAAUCACCCUCUAUAUCUGU
Molecule: messenger RNA, 405 nt
Organism: Acanthoscelides obtectus
Lineage: Eukaryota; Metazoa; Arthropoda; Insecta; Coleoptera; Chrysomelidae
Source: the annotation of a GenBank genome assembly